AACUUUGUAUUCAUAGAAAUAAAAAUGGACCAAUUAAAAGAGUCUUUAAAAAAAAGAAUAAUGAUUUUGGAUGGAGGGAUGGGAACAAUGAUUCAAAAGUACAAGCUUGAAGAAGAUGAAUUUAAAGGUGAAGAGUUCAAAAAUCAUUCUUUUAACCUAAAAGGAAACAAUGAUUUUUUAUGUUUAACUCAACCUCAUAUAAUUUAUGAAAUACACAAGGCUUAUUUUGAGGCUGGAGCUGAUUUUGUUGAAACAAAUACAUUCAGUGGAACAGCAAUAGCUCAAGCAGAUUAUGGAACAGAGAAAUUAGUUUACAGGAUGAACAAAACUGCAGCAGGUAUAGCAAGAAAGGCAGCUAAUGAUGUUUUCAGUACUACAGGUAAAUACAAGUAUGUUGCUGGUGCCAUUGGACCUACCAACAGAACACUGUCUAUAUCUCCAUCUGUUGAAAAUCCUGCUCAUAGAAAUAUUACUUUUGAUGAGCUAGUUGCUGCUUAUACUGAACAAGCUAUUGGUUUGCUUGAUGGUGGUGUCGAUGUAUUACUUGUUGAAACUAUAUUUGAUACUGCUAAUGCUAAGGCUGCUUUGUUUGCUAUUGAAACUCUUUUUGAAGAAAAGUACAAAAGAAUACCUGUCUUUGUAUCAGGCACUAUAGUUGAUAAAAGUGGGCGUACUCUAUCUGGUCAGACUACUGAGGCUUUUGUGGUCAGCACUUGUCAUGUUAACCCUAUGUGUUUAGGUUUAAAUUGCGCAUUAGGAGCUGAAGAUAUACGACCAUUUAUUGAAAGAAUUGGUUUGAUGUUUGAGGGUUAUGUCAUAUGCUACCCUAAUGCUGGGUUACCCAAUCAUUUUGGUGAGUAUGAUGAAACUCCUGAAGCAAUGGCCAAAAAGAUUAGGGAAUUUGCAUUAGAUGGUUUGUUAAACAUAGUGGGUGGUUGUUGUGGAACAACACCUGCUCACAUCAAAGCUAUUGCUGAUGCAGUAAAAGAUAUACCUCCGCGCAUUUUACCAGAAUCAUUACAUCAUGAUGUAUUACAUCUGUCGGGUUUGGAAAUAAAGUCCAUCAUGUUUGAUUCACUUUUCAUAAACAUUGGUGAAAGGUGUAAUGUUGCUGGUUCUCGUGUGUUUUGUAAUUUAAUAAAGAAUGGAAAGUUUGAGGAAGCUUUAGCUGUUGCUAAGACACAAGUCGAGAAUGGUGCUCAAGUUCUUGACAUUAACAUGGAUGAUGGAAUGUUGGAUGGUGUAAAUUGCAUGACAACAUUCUGUAAUUUAAUUUCUUCAGAGCCAGAUAUCUCAAAAGUACCACUAUGUAUAGAUUCAUCUAAGUUUGAGGUUAUAGAGGCAGGAUUAAAAUGUACACAAGGCAAGUGUAUUGUUAACAGCAUCAGUUUAAAAAACGGCGUAGAUGAUUUCUUGCAAAAAGCUAAACUUAUUAAAAAAUAUGGUGCAGCAGUUGUUGUCAUGGCUUUUGAUGAAAAGGGACAAGCCGCAGAUUUUCAAUCAAAGGUUGACAUUUGCCAAAGAUCUUACAAGUUACUUGUUGAGGAAGCUGGUUUUAAUCCAAACAAUAUUAUUUUUGAUCCUAAUAUUCUAACAAUAGGGACUGGUAUGGAGGAGCACAAUAACUAUGCUGUUGAUUUUCUGAAUGCUGUUCGAGAACUCAAAAAAAUAUGUCCUUAUGCAAGAACAAGCGGUGGCUUGUCUAAUCUUUCUUUUUCCUUUCGUGGAGUUGAUGUUGUACGUGAAGCUAUACAUGCAGUUUUUAUUUUUCAUGCUAUUAAAUAUGGUCUUGAUAUGGCUAUAGUAAAUGCAGGUGCUAUACCUUUGUAUGAUGAAAUUCCUAAAGAACUGUUAGAGCUUUGUGAAGAUUUAAUAUGGAACAGAAGAUCUGAUAGUACUGAGCGAAUGUUAGAGUUUGCUCAGACAGUUGGAAAAUCAGCUAAUAAAUUGGAACUUAGUGAGAGUUGGAGAAGUUAUGACGUUAUUAAAAGGCUUGAAUACUCACUCAUUAAGGGGAUUGAUAAAUAUAUAUUGGAUGAUGUUGAAGAAGCAAGACUUUUGCCUCAUUUAUUUCCAAGACCACUGAAUAUAAUAGAAGGUCCAUUGAUGAGUGGAAUGUCUAUUGUUGGCGAUAGAUUUGGAGCUGGAAAAAUGUUUCUACCUCAAGUUAUAAAAUCUGCAAGAGUAAUGAAAAAGGCUGUUGGUCAUCUUAUUCCAUAUAUGGAAAAAGAGAAAAGGGAAACUGAAGAAAAAAAUGGAAAUGUAUCAAAAGAAAUAGAGAAGCUAAGCAAUGGAACUAUUGUGUUGGCAACAGUUAAAGGAGAUGUGCAUGACAUUGGAAAAAAUAUUGUUAGUGUUGUAUUAGGUUGCAAUAAUUUUCGUGUAAUAGAUCUUGGAGUUAUGACACCUUGUGAGAAAAUUCUAGAAACAGCCAUUAAAGAAAAUGCUGAUUUUAUAGGGCUCUCCGGUCUUAUUACUCCAUCUUUAGAUGAAAUGAUUCAUGUUGCAAAGGAAAUGGAGCGAAAGGGAUUUAAGAUCCCUUUACUUAUAGGUGGUGCUACCACGUCAAGAACACACACUGCUGUGAAAAUAGCACCACGUUACAGCUACCCAACAAUUCACGUUUUAGAUGCAUCUAAAAGUGUCGUCAUAGCUCAAGCUUUGCUUGAUAAUACCAGUAAAGCAGAAUUAGUUGAAGAAAUCAAAGAGGAGUAUGAUGAGAUUAGGGUUGACUACUUAGAGUCAAGAAAAGAUAGGAAGUAUGUCACUAUUGAAUAUGCUAGAGAAAAUAAACUGAAGCUUGAUUGGGACAAUUAUAAACCAAUUGCGCCUUCAUUUAUUGGUACAAGAGUUUUUCAAGACUUUGAUAUUGCUCAACUGAUAAGUUAUAUAGACUGGAAGCCGUUUUUUGAUGUUUGGCAACUGAGAGGAAAGUAUCCUAACAGAGGCUAUCCAAAACUGUUUAAAGACCCCAUCAUAGGUGAAGAAGCUCAGCGUGUGUUUAAUGAUGCUCAAGUUAUACUUAAAAAAGUAAUCGAAGAACAUACACUUCAAGCAGUUGGCUUGGUUGCUUUCUAUCCUGCAAAUAGUAAUGUUGAUGAUAUUCUAGUUUUUGAUGACCAACACAAUGAACAUAUAGCAACAUUCUAUGGCUUGAGACAACAGUGUGAAAAAGAGGCUGGAAAAGUUGAACCAUAUAUUUGUUUAUCAGAUUUAAUUGCUCCAAUAGGAGUAGAAGAUUAUGUUGGCAUGUUUGUUGUUUCCUGUUUUGGUGCUGAUAAAUUGGCUGACAGUUACAAAGAAAAUUUUGAUGACUAUAGUUCAAUUAUGGUAAAAGCAAUCGCAGACCGCAUCGCAGAGGCUUUUGCAGAAAAACUUCAUGAAAUGGUUAGAACGGAACUAUGGGGUUAUUGCCAAGAUGAAAAUUUAAGUGCAACACAGCUUCAUCAAGUUAAAUAUUUUGGUAUAAGGCCAGCUCCAGGUUAUCCAAGUCAGCCUGACCAUUUGGAAAAGCUAACCAUGUGGAAGUUAGCAAAUGUUGAAGAGUUAAUAGGUGUAAAAUUAACUGAAUCUAUUGCUAUGGAUCCUGCUGCUUCUGUUUGUGGUCUUUAUUUUGCUCAUCCAAAGUCAACAUAUUUUGCAACCGGUAAAAUCUGUUUGGAUCAGGUUAAAGACUACGCAAUAAGAAAAAAAAUGUCUUUAAAAGAAGUUGAAAUGUGGCUUUCUCCAGUUUUAGCUUAUGAACGAGAAGAUUUAUAACAUGUUUAUAUUCAAGAUAUUUUAUUGCCAAAUGAAAAAUCUUUUUAAGUAUUUAUUGAUAACUAUUUAUUUUAAAAACUGUUAUACUAAAUAU
Messenger RNA from Hydra vulgaris (swiftwater hydra), 3853 nucleotides. RefSeq names its product methionine synthase. Lineage: Eukaryota; Metazoa; Cnidaria; Hydrozoa; Anthoathecata; Hydridae. Gene Ontology annotation, molecular function: methionine synthase activity; cobalamin binding; zinc ion binding. Gene Ontology annotation, biological process: homocysteine metabolic process; tetrahydrofolate metabolic process. Gene Ontology annotation, cellular component: cytosol. The record is from RefSeq and is a predicted model, not a curated record.